AUGGCAGGCCCGCAGCUCGCCGCCGCCGCCGCCGCCGCCCGCGCGCCGCCCCAAGGUGACGUCACCGUCACUGUGGAGGCCCCCUCCUUCAGCAGCCGCCGCCUGGUGGCCGCCACCCCGAUUCUGGCGCCACCCGAGCGCGUGUGGGAGGCGCUGACGGACUACGACGGACUGGGCACCUUCAUCCCCAGCCUGGUCGAAAACCGGUGCCUCGAGCGGCGGGAGCGCGGGGCAGUUCUGUACCAGGUCGGCGCUCAGGACGUGGCCCUCGGCGUCAAGUUCCGCGCCGCCUGCACCCUGGAAAUCCGGGAGCACCCCCGCGGCCUCCCGCCGCGGCUGCUCGCGCCGCCCGCGUACCAGCCCCCGGCGCCCUUUGGUUUCAACCUCGGCUUCGUUCCGCCGCCCCUGGCGGCGGCCGGCUCGAGCGCGUACCCCUGGCCGAGCCAGAGUCUGCCGGGGCAGCCUGUCCUUGGCGAUCUCACGUUUGACCUGGUCAAAGGCGACUUCGAGGCGUUCAGGGGCCUGUGGCGCGUGCAGCAGGGCGUGUCGGGGCCGGCGUCGGCGUGGCUGGUGUACUGCCUGCACGUGCGGCCCCAGGCCUGGCUGCCCGUCGGCCUGAUCCAGGACCGCAUCAGCAGGGAGGUGGUGACCAACCUCCGCGCGGUGCGGCGCCACGUUGAGGUGCUCCACCACACGCGGCCGGCGACAGCAGCGGCGGCGGCGGCGGGCCAGCGAUCGCGGCAGACGCAGCAGCCGCAGCAGCAGCCGCAGCAGCGGCCGCGCGGGGUGUCGGGCGCGUGA
Messenger RNA from Monoraphidium neglectum, 801 nucleotides. RefSeq lists its product as hypothetical. Bases 1 to 801 code for a protein of 266 amino acids. NCBI's taxonomy places the organism in Eukaryota, Viridiplantae, Chlorophyta, Chlorophyceae, Sphaeropleales, Selenastraceae. The transcript has 3 exons. The record is from RefSeq and is a predicted model, not a curated record.